This is a messenger RNA of Stegastes partitus (bicolor damselfish), 3672 nucleotides long. Its product is annotated as chloride channel, voltage-sensitive 4. The record is from RefSeq and is a predicted model, not a curated record. Gene Ontology annotation, cellular component: synaptic vesicle; plasma membrane; early endosome. NCBI's taxonomy places the organism in Eukaryota, Metazoa, Chordata, Actinopteri, Pomacentridae. The transcript has 11 exons. The coding region runs from base 7 to 2271 and encodes 754 amino acids. Gene Ontology annotation, molecular function: voltage-gated chloride channel activity. Gene Ontology annotation, biological process: chloride transport; transmembrane transport.
GAGGAGAUGAAUGGAGCUGGAAAUCUGAUGGACUUCCUGGACGAGCCUUUUCCUGACGUGGGCACAUAUGAAGAUUUCCACACCAUCGACUGGCUGAGGGAGAAAUCCAGAGACACAGACCGCCACCGCAAAAUCACCAGUAAGAGUAAAGAAUCCAUCUGGGAGCUGAUCAAGAGCCUGCUGGAUGCCUGGUCAGGAUGGGUGGUGAUGCUGCUCAUCGGCCUCCUCUCAGGUACGCUGGCUGGCGUGAUCGACCUAGCGGUGGACUGGAUGACUGACCUGAAGGAGGGCGUGUGUCUUUCGGCGUUUUGGUACAGCCACGAGCAGUGCUGCUGGACCUCCAACGAGACGACAUUCGACGACCGGGACAAGUGUCCGCAGUGGCAGAAAUGGGCCGAGUUGAUGACGGGCCACGCUGAGGGAGCGGGAGCGUACGUGUUGAACUACUUCCUGUACAUUCUGUGGGCUCUGCUGUUUUCCUUCCUGGCGGUUUCGCUGGUGCGAGUGUUCGCUCCGUACGCCUGCGGAUCAGGAAUCCCAGAGAUCAAGACGAUCCUCAGCGGCUUCAUCAUCCGGGGUUACCUGGGGAAAUGGACCCUGCUGAUUAAGACGGUUACCCUGGUGCUUGCGGUGUCGUCUGGUCUCAGUCUGGGGAAGGAGGGUCCUCUGGUCCACGUGGCCUGCUGCUGCGGAAACUUAUUCUGCAGCCUCUUCUCCAAAUACAGCAAGAACGAGGGCAAGCGGAGAGAGGUGCUAUCAGCAGCAGCAGCAGCUGGAGUGUCGGUGGCCUUCGGAGCGCCCAUCGGAGGAGUUCUGUUCAGUCUGGAAGAGGUCAGCUAUUAUUUCCCCCUAAAGACUCUGUGGCGUUCGUUCUUCGCUGCUUUGGUCGCCGCCUUCACGCUGCGCUCCAUCAACCCGUUUGGAAACAGCCGCCUGGUGCUGUUCUACGUGGAGUACCACACUCCGUGGUACAUGGCUGAGCUGGUGCCCUUCAUCCUGUUGGGUGUGUUUGGCGGCCUCUGGGGGACCCUCUUCAUUCGGGCCAACAUCGCCUGGUGCCGGCGGAGGAAGACCACCCAGCUGGGGAAGUAUCCGGUCCUGGAGGUCAUCGCAGUGACGGGGAUCACCGCCGUGCUGGCGUACCCCAACCCAUACACCCGCCGCAGCACCAGCGAACUCAUCUCGGAGCUCUUCAACGACUGCGGCGCACUGGAGUCGUCACAGCUCUGUGAUUACAUUAAUAACCCCAACAUGAGUCGGCCAGUAGACGACAUCCCAGAUCGACCAGCGGGGCCCGGGGUCUACAACGCCCUGUGGCAGCUCGCCCUCGCCCUCAUCUUCAAGAUCGUCAUCACCAUCUUCACCUUCGGCAUGAAGAUCCCGUCAGGUCUUUUCAUUCCCAGCAUGGCAGUUGGUGCCAUCGCAGGGCGGAUCGUUGGGAUCGCCGUGGAGCAGAUGGCGUACCACCACCACGACUGGAUCAUCUUCAAGAAUUGGUGCCGGCCCGGCGCCGACUGCGUCACACCUGGACUCUACGCCAUGGUGGGAGCUGCCGCCUGUCUGGGCGGUGUGACCAGGAUGACUGUCUCUCUGGUGGUCAUCAUGUUUGAGCUCACUGGCGGCUUGGAGUACAUCGUCCCCCUGAUGGCUGCCGCCGUCACCAGCAAGUGGGUGGCGGACGCCUUCGGGAAGGAGGGCAUCUACGAGUCGCACAUCCAGCUCAACGGCUACCCCUACCUGGACGUCCGGGACGAGUUCACCCACCGCACCCUGGCCACUGACGUGAUGCGGCCCCGCAGGAACGACCCCCCUCUGGCCGUCCUCACCCAGGACUCCACCACAGUGGAGGACGUGGAGACGCUCAUCAAAGACACAGACUAUAACGGCUUCCCAGUGGUCGUGUCCAGAGAGUCGGAGAGGCUCAUCGGCUUCGUUCAGCGCCGGGACCUCACGCUCGCUAUCAAAAACGCCCGUCAGAAGCAGGACGGCGUGGUGAGCAGCUCGGUGGUUUACUUCACUGAGGACGCGCCGCAGCUGCUGGCCAGCAACCCGCAGCCUCUGAAGCUGCGACGCAUCCUGAACCUCAGCCCCUUCACCGUCACCGACCACACGCCCAUGGAGACGGUGGUGGACAUCUUCCGCAAGCUGGGCCUCCGUCAGUGUCUGGUGACCAGGAGCGGGCGUCUCUUAGGCAUCAUCACCAAGAAGGACGUUCUGCGACACAUGGCCCAAAUGAUGAACCAGGAUCCAGAGUCCAUCAUGUUCAACUAGCAAGACAGAAGAUCUUUACUCUUCCGGAGGUGUAAAUAAAAAAAAAAGCAAAAAAAAAAAAAACAACCAGAGCAGAAACCGGUGCAAUGCUACUGUACUGCAACCUGUGAAAAGUCCCUCCCACCCUCUAACAGGCAAGUCCCACCCCUGUAGUGACCACAAGCUCCAUGUGUUCCAGUGUAACUCAGACAGAACGCUCCUGCAGUUGUGUGCAAAGUAAAAUGCCAAUCAGGAGUUGCCAACAGUGCUGAGAGUUUAGCACAUUUGUUUCUCAGCUUUCUGUUAUUCACCUUUAUUUCUUCAGCUUAAACAGUAGCAGCUGUAGCCGCCAUCCACAGUCAUUUGUCUAUUGCUGCUAGUUCAAUUUAAACGUUUAAAACAGCCGCCAUGGAGGGAAAUACUGACGCUGAGACAGUAUUUGCUACCUGAGGGCAGCGUUGUGGUUAAGUGUGAGUGAAUCACAGAGUUGCUGCAAGUCUGUUAGAAGAUUAAUUAGUUUGAUAACUGAUCAUCUCUUGUUAUGCUAAAAUGAAACUGACACGAGUCACACAUGGUGCUAGAAAUCAUAGCAGAAAAUGCAAAGAAAUAUUAUCUCAUUUCGAAAAGGUGUGUUUUAUUUCACUAAACCUAAAUCUUCUGUUCCAGAGAUUAAGACAAAGAUGACAUGCUUGAAUAGAAAAUGUAAGUUUGUACCUGUGGACUCUCUGAAAGCUUGAAUAUUCUGACUUUUAAAACAUUCAGGUCUCUCCCUGUAAUCCCAUUUAUUCCAGUCUAAACAGAUUGAUACUGCAGAUAUUCAGAAGGAAAUGACUGGGUCCUGUUACCUGGUUCUGAAGCCGUUAGUGAUGUGGGGCUUCCAGGCUGACAACUGGUUCGAUGCCUUACUGUCACAUGAUUGACCGAAAAGUCUCAAACUAGCCAAUCAGUUUUCCAUCUAUAAUAUGUCAAAAAUACAUUUACAAGUUUCAUACAUCUUUAAAUGUCUCGUCAAAACUUCAGGUAGAAUAACUUCACUUGAAGUAAGUGAAGUAGAGAACGGUUAUUUUCUUUGAUCAUAAGUGACUUAAGCAGUCAAUCGAUUAUAGAAAUUGCUGCUGAUUAAUUUCCUGUUAGUCAAUUAACUCUAAUAGGUUUCAGCCCUGAUGUCUUGAAAAAGUUUUGAUCAAAUUGGCUUCAUAGGGCUCACAACCACAAAAUGAAAUAUUCCAACUUGAGAAAUAAAAUCUACAAAAAGGCUUUAUGCAGAAGAUCACAGAUAUAAAACUCUCAUUUGUUUGACACCUUUUUGAAUGAAUUAAUAUUCACUAACAGUUAAGAUGAUUGAUAUCAGCAUUAGCCCCCCCCCAAAAAAAAUCUAAUCUCUUUGUUAAACAACACACAAAAUCUGGAGACGAAAAUCUG